GGUAGGUCCCCGGGGGCUGCCCUGGGCCAGGCAGGCGCCAGCGGCACCUGGAAGAUGCGCCCCGUGGCUGCCAGUGCUUUCAAGGCUUGUUUCCUUGUCUUCGCAUCCCUGUGUGCCUGGUAUGGCGGGUACCUGCUCGCAGAGCUCAUUCCGGACGCACCCCUGUCCGGCACUGUCUAUAGCAUCCGGAGCAUCGGCAAGAAGCCAGUCCUCAAAGCCCCAGCCCCCAGAAGGCAGAAAUGUGACCACUGGACCGCGUGCCCCCCUAACACCUACGCCUACCGGUUGCUCAGCGGGGGCGGCAGAAACAACUACGCCAAGGUCUGCUUUGAGGACGAGCUGCUCAUAGGACAAAAGGUUGGAAAUGCCGCCACAGGAAUAAACAUUGCCAUCGUCAACUAUGCCACCGGGAAAGUGGCAGCAACACGAAGCUUUGACAUGCAUGAGGGUGAUAACUCUGGACCAAUGACGGAGUUUAUUCAGAGUGCUCCUCCGAAGUCCCUGCUCCUCAUGGUGACCCAUGACGACGGAAGCACCAGAUUGAAGGACGAUGCCAAGAACGCCAUAGAAGCUCUCGGAAGCAAAGAAAUCAGAAACAUGCGGUUCAGGUCGAGCUGGGUAUUUAUUGCAGCGAAAGGCUUUGAACUCCCUGCAGAAAUUCAGAGAGAAAAGAUCAACCACUCCGAUGACAAGAAGAACAGGUACUCCGGCUGGCCGGCAGAGAUCCAGAUAGAAGGCUGCAUCCCCAGGGAACCCAGCUAGUGCCGCCUGCUCCCCAAUAAAUGUGUUUUGUAUGAACAAAUGCAGCUGGAAUCGCCAGAGAAUACUAUCCCUUUAAUUCCCACAGUCAAUUUUUAAAGUGUUUCAAGUUUGUUAUAAACCAAUGAACA
This is a messenger RNA of Lemur catta (Ring-tailed lemur), 890 nucleotides long. It is a transcript of the gene FAM3B, whose product is annotated as FAM3 metabolism regulating signaling molecule B. The transcript is spliced from 8 exons. Bases 55 to 762 code for a protein of 235 amino acids. The record is from RefSeq and is a predicted model, not a curated record. NCBI's taxonomy places the organism in Eukaryota, Metazoa, Chordata, Mammalia, Primates, Lemuridae.